AUGGACAUGGAGGCCAUUUUCCAGAACUCCACUGACUUCAUCCUCUUGGGCCUCAUCAUGUAUCCAGCAUUCCCAGGUCUUAUUUUUGCAGUGAUCUUCUCCAUCUUUGUGGUGGCUAGCAGCAACUUGGUCAUGAUUCUGCUCAUUCACAUGGACUCCCACCUCCAUACACCCAUGUACUUCUUGCUUUGCCCUAUCAUGGACACGGUCUACAUCUGUAUCAUAGUCCCCAAGAUGCUCCAAGACCUCCUGUCCAGGGAAAAGACCAUUUCCUUUCUGGGCUGUGCAUUUCAGAUCUUCUUCUACCUGAUCCUGAUUGGAGGAGAAUUCUUCCUGCUUGGCCACAUGGCCUAUGACCGGUACGUGGCUGUGUGCAAUCCUCUGCGGUACCCUGUCCUCAUGAAUCGCAGGGUUUGCUUGUUCAUGGUGCUGAGUUCCUGGGUUGGUGGCUCCUUGGAUGGAUUCAUGCUGACACCUGUCACCAUGAGCUUCCCCUACUGCAGGUCACGAAAGAUCAAUCAUUUUUUCUGUGAGAUCCCUGCCAUGCUGAAGCUGUCCUGUAUAGAUACGUCACUCUAUGAGAACUUGAUGUAUGCUUGCUGUGUGCUGAUGCUGCUCAUGCCUGUAUCCGUCAUCUCAGUCUCUUACACACGCAUCCUUGUCACUGUCCAUCGCAUGAGUUCUGCUGAGGGCAGGCACAAAGCCUUCGCUACCUGUUCCUCCCACAUUAUGGUAGUGAGCAUCUUCUACGGGGCUGCCUUCUAUACCAAUGUGCUGCCCCAUUCCUACCACCCAGAGAAAGAUAAAGUAGUGUCUGCAUUCUACACUAUCCUCACCCCUAUGCUCAACCCACUCAUCUACAGCCUGAGGAAUAAAGAUGUGGCUGUAGCUCUAAGGAAUGUUCUGGGAAGAUAUGCCAUCUCCCAGAGAAUUGGAGUAGGGGAUGUUUCUAGGAAAUCCUAA
Castor canadensis (American beaver) is the source of this 963-nucleotide messenger RNA. Its product is annotated as olfactory receptor 2T2-like. Gene Ontology annotation, biological process: G protein-coupled receptor signaling pathway. Lineage: Eukaryota; Metazoa; Chordata; Mammalia; Rodentia; Castoridae. Gene Ontology annotation, cellular component: membrane. Gene Ontology annotation, molecular function: G protein-coupled receptor activity; olfactory receptor activity. The record is from RefSeq and is a predicted model, not a curated record.